AUGGCUUUAGCCGCCAUUGGUGUUCAUCCUCUUCAAUCGGUCGUCAAUACAGGAUACGAAGUAAGCAAACUCCAAUUGGUGAAGAUUCCACAUUACGAAGAAAGUCUUUUGUAUCAUUUGUCUAUGACGCUACCUCUGACUUGCUGUAGAGAACACAUAGACCUAGCUACAAGAUGUAUAUAUAAUGGAGUCUCGAGAACACAGGUCAUCUGUACUUUGAAUGGUGGGAGAAUUCAACUUGGAAGAAACUUAUACGACAUUUAUGGCAACAGUUGUAAGGCACUUAUGGAUAAUUUCACUUCUCCCAGUCCUCAUUUGUAUAACAUUUCACUCGUAACCUUCAUCACUCUCUACAAAUGCCCAAAGCUUCCAAAUGAUGUUGCAGAAAUGGAAGCUUAUUUUGACCAAUCUAAUUACAAUAAAAAGAGAUGUGGAGAUUACAAUUUCUACUAUAACCAUUCCAUCAGUGAUAAAGCAGUUCCAAGUGAUCUCCCGCCUGCAUGUCAAGUAAUACAGCUGCCUGUGAAUGUGGGAGAGAGAAGUAAUGGUAACGAGACUAACAUAUUUUCUCUUCUUAGUUCUGUAGUCUCUAUUUAUUUUGUAACUCCAUGCAAUAAGUGUCAAAAGGAAGAGGGCCGAUGCUACACUCUCAAUGGACACUUCCAGUACUGCAAAAAUGAAACAACACUCAGAAAACUGAAAUAUAUCCUAGUUCCCGUUGGAUCUGCCUUCGUCAUCAUCAUCUUUUUUGUCAUCUUCAUAAUAUGGCAUCGGUACAAGAGCCACCGUUUUUCCUAUUUCUCUUCAAAGGAAAAAUCACCAAACGUUGAAGAUGCGAGUCUUUUCUACGGUGUAUCUGUUUUCUCCUGCACAGAGCUUGAAGAUGCCACUAAAAAUUUCAACCCUUCUAAGGAGCUAGGGAAUGGAGGUUUUGGAGCUGUUUACUAUGGUAAACUCCAAGAUGGGAGAGAAGUUGCUGUGAAGCGACUUUAUGAGCACAACUACAAACGAGUCCAACAAUUUGUGAAUGAGGUUCAAAUCCUCACCGGAUUACGUCACCCCAACCUUGUGGUGCUCUAUGGUUGCACUUCUAGACAAAGCCAUGAACUUCUCCUUGUGUAUGAAUACAUCACCAAUGGCACUGUUGCAGAUCACCUCCAUGGAGAAAUAGCAAAUCCAAGCUUUCUGACAUGGCCAUUAAGAAUGAACAUUGCUAUUGAAACAGCCAGAGCUUUAGUCUACCUUCAUGCCUCUGAAAUCAUACAUCGAGAUGUCAAGACCAGUAACAUUCUCCUUGAUCACAAUUUCAGUGCCAAAGUAGCAGAUUUUGGGCUCUCGAGGCUGUUACCGAAUGAUGUCACUCAUGUGUCUACAGCUCCUCAGGGAACACCAGGGUAUUUGGAUCCCCAAUAUCACAAUCGUUACCAAUUGACAGAAAAGAGUGAUGUUUACAGCUUUGGAGUGGUCUUGAUUGAACUAAUAUCAUCGAUGAGGGCUGUCGACUUAAAUAGGUCUGAAGACGAGAUUAGUUUGGCUAAUCUGGCUUUGAACAAGAUCCAAAGAUGUGCGUUAGAUCAAUUGAUCGAUCCUGAUCUAGGAUCCGAUUCAGAUGCUGAAACCAUGAGGAUGAUAACAUCAGUAGCAGAGUUGGCUUUUCAGUGUUUACAAUAUUAUUCAGAAAUGAGGCCUACAAUGAAUGAGGUGUUGGAAGCGUUGAAGGUUAUUCAAUCCCAAGGGGGAAUAGAUUCUGAUGACAGUAUCAGCGACAUGGAAAAAGCAAAACCGCCACCACCGUCGGCAGCCAGUGAUAAGACGGUUGUGUUGAAAGAUUUUCUACCUUCGCCAGUCUCCAUCACCAGUGAAUGGCAUAGCGCUAGCACCGCAUCAACCACACUGACUGUCAAAUAG
This is a messenger RNA of Lactuca saligna, 1908 nucleotides long. The record is from the annotation of a GenBank genome assembly. NCBI's taxonomy places the organism in Eukaryota, Viridiplantae, Streptophyta, Magnoliopsida, Asterales, Asteraceae.